This is a messenger RNA of Theileria parva strain Muguga, 2247 nucleotides long. Its product is annotated as Ribosomal protein S5 domain protein. Lineage: Eukaryota; Apicomplexa; Aconoidasida; Piroplasmida; Theileriidae. The record is from RefSeq and is a predicted model, not a curated record. The transcript has 13 exons. Gene Ontology annotation, biological process: translation. Gene Ontology annotation, cellular component: ribosome. Gene Ontology annotation, molecular function: structural constituent of ribosome; RNA binding. Bases 1 to 2247 code for a protein of 748 amino acids.
AUGUGUAUUGGGAGUAAUUUGGUAUUGAUUAGGAGAAUACAUUCUGGAUAUGUAAAAAGAGUGUUAGAUUCUAAGAAGGCGCCUUUCCAUAAAAAGUAUGAGAAAAUCUUCGCGGACCAGAGAGAACGAAUAAAUUACAACUUAAAGGAUUUAAGAUAUGAGAAAGAUACACUCACUAGAGAAUUAUUAAUAGCAAAAAAUGAACUUUUUGGUAUUUUUAACCUUCAAGAAGCCAAACUUAUCAAAGAUUCCACACCUUCCAAUGAUGGAAAGGUGGAGAAGAAGUGUGUAAAUGAAGCGCGUAGGAUUUAUCGCAUUUUACGGCCAGAUUCUCCUUCCUUCUUCGAAGAACAAACGUCAAUUUAUCUCAAAUCACGACUUAACGAUUUUUUAUCCAUUGAUCGAACAAAUACUACUGCGCUCAUUCCCUACCCAACCAAUAGUGAUUUACUUGAUGAAAAUCCCGUUUUUACAUCAUCUUCCUACACUUUAUCAGUAGUUUCACUCUUGGAAUCUCUGACUGAAGAUGUUUAUUCAUUUUGUGAGUAUUUGGGAAUUUCAGAUUUAGGUGAAAAAUCCACUGAAUCUCUCAAUAAUCUCCUUGAAAAACUUGAGCACUUUUUUAAGCUUAAAAUUGAUGGUUCAAAUUCUGAUCUUUGGGUUGAUAAAGUCUGGUCUAAACUAAACGAUUUACUCAUUGAUGAUUUAAAAAAUAUCCCAGCCAACUACAUGAAAGAUUGGCUGAGAAGUCAUUUAAACCGUGUUUCAAACAAUUUAAAAACUCUUGGACACUGUGAUGAAUGGUAUAACUUUUCUGAUCACAUUCUCUACGAUUCCAUUCCAAUCCCUGAGCAAAUUAUCAUUGAGAAUAAAAUCGGAUUCCCAGUAGAAAAAGCACAACAUUAUCUAUCAUCUCUCCUGUCAUUACAGAAAUUUGAAGUCUCGAGUAUUGACGAGUUGAUAAAAAAUUUGGAGUGUCUGGGUUUAUCGAAAUGGUUUAAAAUGUUACCAAAUGAGAUAGAAACGAGUUUAUUUGGAACUACAGGCGCAGUUGAGGCUAUAGAAAAUUUAAAGUGGACUCAAGAAGAUUUUGACUUAUCUUAUUUACUUAUUGAAACCAUGGCUAGAAAUUUAGACCACUUGCUCAAUAUUGAAACUUAUUCUCCCAACUCCAUACUCUCAAAUAUUACUCUCAACUUGAAGAACAACUUGUUUGAAAGAGAGGAAAAUAAAUGGUUAAGUUCUGAGGAUAUAAAGGAGAUGGUCCGGAAAGUAUAUACUAAGAAAUCUGAUUUAACAGAGUUUAAAGACUUUAUUGACACUCCACUUAAACAAAUGCUGGUUGAUGAGGAGAAUUAUUCCAAUCAAAUCGGUGCAAUUGUACUCAAUUCUCAGCCCAAUAAUUCCAAAGAUAAUGAUAAAGAUAAUGCUAAAGAUAAUGAUAAAGAUGGUAAGGAAAGGGAUUGGAAAUGGGUAAUGCCUAGUGUUGAUUGUAUAUUUGACAAGAAUCGCAAUAUGUACAUAAGAAACAAAAGUAACUUGGACCCCUUAAUCAGACUUGAGAAUCUUAAAUCUUUCAUUCUAUCCAGAAAAAGAAUGAGAAGCAUGACCAAAGAAGGACGUGUCUACUUCAUACGAGUUAUUGUAGCCAUUGGAGAUGGGAAUGGGUAUUUUGGAAUUGGUAUAGGAUAUGGUAAUGAUGUAAACUCUGCAAAAAAUGCUGGGAUUGAGAAUGGUUUAAAGAAUAUGUAUUUUCUAGAUUAUGACCCGUUUGAGAGUUUAACCACACCCGUACUGGGUACGGAAUACGGUUCCAGAUGUCUAAUUCAGAGCAGACCUACGGGUAAAGGUAUCCGUUGUAACAGGAAGUUUUUACCACUUGUAUACCUUAUUGGACUUAAUAAUGUGAGAUUUAAGUUAAAAGGUACCAGUUCCUGGGUUACCCGAAUAAGGUCCAUUAGAAAAGCCCUAGAGUCAAUAAUGUCCAGAAGAACCAUUUGUAACAUGCUUGGCCGGAGAUAUGUAGAAGUUGGCGCACCUGGAGAUCACACAAUUCAUUGGCCUGACGAAUGGUUUAAUCCGUUACUUAAAGAGUAUUUGAAUCGGAUCAACAGGCUUCGGGCUAUGAGGUUUAAGUUUAGUAAGAGAAACCGUAUCAAAUUUAACCUUUUAUUACCAACAGAUAUUAAAAACACUGUCCCAAAUUAUAAUAAAUCCCUUCUCAAAUCACAAAUCAUUAAUAAUUAA